AUGUCGGCCAAAGCUCUGAGUGAAUACACAGGCAAGGAGCUGUUGUACAGGCACCUCAAUCACCUCGACUUUGUGGCCAAGCCUCAGGCCGUUCCCUUGGACGAGUUCAACGACUUUGAGGACAAAUCCAAAGGAUGCAGAUGGAUCCAGCAAGGAGAAAAGGGAGUGAUCAAGCCAGAUCAGCUCAUCAAGAGGAGGGGAAAGCACGGUCUGGUCAAGCUGGGCUCUGUUCCUGAACUCAAGGCUUGGUUCAACGAGAAAAAGGGUCAAUAUGUCACAGUAAGUUUGCUGGUUUUAUUAUUUUAGGUAUAUGUUGUGUUCUUUUUGUGAUUUUUAGCUGAUUUAAAAAAAAUUUUGUGGUAAAUGAAGUUUUUAUCAUUAGUUUUUAUGUUUACAAAUAUUUACUUUUCAUUUUACAAAACUUGUUUUACGGAUAUUGUUUUAGAUAAAUUUCUGUUUUUUGGCAUACUUUUGUUAUUAAAAGCACUGAUUAUCUAAUACACAUGUUUUGCUGAUAAUAUUUAUGAAGAACAUUUUGAUUUUUUAAAGGUUUGUUAUUUUAGGUAGGAAAAACUACAGGCCGUUUAUCUCGCUUCAUCGUGGAGCCACUGUGCAAACAUGAGGACAAUGAAGAAUUCUACUUGGCCAUCUACAGUCGCAGAGAAGAAGAUAUCAUCUUGUUCUACGAGCAAGGUGGUGUUGAUGUUGGAGACAUUGAUGCCAAGGUAUGUAUACUCCAAAUUGUUUUGUUAAGCUGUCUUCCAGAUUUGUUUUAGAAAAAUGAUUGUGUUUAAAAAAAUUAUGUUAACAUUUUCAGGCCCGCAAACUUGUAGUUGGUGUUAAAUUGAACGACGAAGAACAAUCGUUCACUGAUUCUGAGCUUGAUACACUUAUUGGAGCCAAUGUUAAGGCUGCUGACAAGAAGUAAGUCAAAUACAACUCUUUGUAGGAGUGACACCUAGCAUUAGUUUAUUCUUAUUGUUUAAAUUUUAAGUAAAGCUAGUGAUGUUUUAAUAAUUUAAAUUAUUUAGACAUAAAUUUAAACUUUUCAGGUUGUUGACAGUAUUCAUCCGCGAGCUAUAUACUUUGUACAAGAGCCUGUACUUUACAUACCUUGAGAUCAACCCUCUUGUGUUGACCGGAGGUCAAAUUCACAUCCUUGACUUGGCUGCUAAACUCGAUGAAACAGCUUUGUUCCUGUGCUCAGAGUUGUGGAAGACUCGUAUUGAUGAAGCAGUCGAAUUCCCAGCUCCAUUCGGUCGUGACUUGUCUAAGGAAGAGAAGUACAUCGCUGAACUCGAUGCCAAGACUGGAGCAUCAUUGAAGUUGACUAUCUUGAACCGUCAGGGCAGAAUCUGGACGAUGGUGGCUGGUGGAGGAGCUUCGGUUGUGUUUACGUAAGUAAAUGUUGUUGUCGAUGUCUUUUACAUAUUUUGAGUAAUUAAGGCAUACGAUUGGUUAAGGUUUUAAAUUGCAGUAUAUUGUUUUAUGUCUUAAAUUACGUUAUUUUAGUGACACCGUAUGCGAUCUUGGAGGAGCAUCUGAAUUGGCCAACUAUGGUGAAUAUUCUGGAGAUCCAAGUGAAUCUCAGACUUUUGAGUACGCUAAGACCAUUCUCACCAUGAUGACUGAAGGAGAGAUCCACCCACAAGGAAAGGUGUUGAUCAUCGGAGGAUCUAUUGCCAACUUCACUAAUGUCGCUGCUACUUUCAAGGUAAAUUUUAAAAUUAAUGUUGGAGUUAAUGUCUUUUUAAGCAUUCAAACACAUAAGAUGCAUAUUACUCAUAAAAUUAAUUUUAAAAUUAUGAGUCAAUUCUAACUUAAUUUUUCAGGGUAUCAUCAGGGCUUUGGAGACCUUUGCCGACCUUCUGAAGCAACACAGCGUCAGUGUCUACGUCCGCCGUGGAGGUCCCAACUACCAAGAAGGUCUGCGUAUGAUGAAGGAAGCUGGCCAGAAGGUCGGAGUCCCAAUUCAUGUAUUUGGCCCAGAAACUCACAUGACAGCUAUUGUUGGUGCCGCUUUGGGAGUCAGACCUCUGCCAGAAGUUGCACAUGCUCCAAAGACAACUGGUACCUUCUUGCUUCAACCCGGUACAAACACUGCUGGCAUGGUGAAAACCCCAGAAACCUCUCAGAAGACCGUCAAGGAGUUGACCGGCCAGUCUACUCAAACCAACGCUUUGAAGUCAGCUGAUGCUACUCUCAGCACAGCUCAAGGUAGAUUGUCAGCUCUCUUUGAUGGUAACACUAAGGCCAUCAUCUGGGGCCAACAGACCAAAGCCAUCCAAGGCAUGUUGGACUUUGAUUACGUCUGUAGCAGAACUUCACCGUCAGUUGUUGCCUCGACCUACCCCUUCACUGGAGAUCACAAACAAAAGUUCUACUUUGGCCAAAAGGAAGUCCUGAUUCCAGCCUACAAAUCUCUGAAGAACGCUUUCACUUCUCACCCAGACGCCACAGUAAUGGUGACUUUCGCUUCUUUGAGAUCUGUGUUUGAUACCGUGAUGGAAGCUUUGGAGUUCCCUCAGCUCCGUGUCAUUGCCAUCAUUGCCGAAGGUGUACCAGAGAACCAGACCAGGAAGAUCUUGGCCAAAGCUAAUGAGAAGGAAAUUGUCAUCAUUGGUCCAGCUACUGUCGGAGGAAUCAAGCCUGGCUGCUUCAAGAUCGGAAACACUGGUGGUAUGAUGGACAACAUCUUAGCAUCUAAAUUGUACCGUCCCGGUAAUGUAGCCUACGUGUCACGAUCUGGUGGAAUGUCAAAUGAACUCAACAACAUCUUGGCCCACAACACAAACGGUGUCUUCGAAGGUGUAGCCAUUGGUGGAGACCGUUACCCAGGAUCUACCUACACUGACCACGUUCUUCGUUAUCAGAACGACGACAGAAUCAAGAUGAUCGUUCUGUUGGGAGAAGUCGGUGGAGAGGAGGAGUACAAGAUCGUACGAGCACUGGAAUCAAAGAAGAUCACGAAGCCUCUAGUAGCAUGGUGUAUUGGUACCUGUGCCGAUCACAUCACUUCAGAUGUUCAAUUUGGUCACGCUGGAGCUUCGGCCAACGCAUCAUCUGAAACCGCCGCGGCCAAGAACGCUGCUUUGAGGAAAGCUGGCGCUGUUGUACCAUCUAGUUUCGAUGACUUUGGAAAGUGCAUCAGAGAAGUGUACCAAGGCCUUGUGAAGGAUGGAGUCAUCGAACCUCAACCUGAACGACCACCUCCACCAGUCCCAAUGGACUACGCCUGGGCUCGUGAGCUUGGUCUUAUUCGCAAGCCAGCUUCUUUUAUGACAUCAAUCUGUGACGAGAGAGGUGAAGAGCUUUUGUACGCUGGAGUACCAAUCUCCAGAGUGUUGGAAGAAGACAUUGGAGUUGGAGGAGUACUGUCGCUUUUGUGGUUCCAGAAGCGACUUCCUGACUACGCCAACAAGUUCAUCGAGAUUUGCUUAAUGCUGACAGCUGAUCACGGUCCAGCUGUGUCUGGAGCCCACAACACGAUCGUUUGUGCUCGUGCUGGAAAAGAUCUCAUUUCGUCGUUGGUUUCUGGGCUUCUGACAAUCGGCGACAGAUUCGGAGGAGCUUUGGAUGGAGCAGCCAAGAUCUUCGCUGAUGCUGUUGAUAAGGGAUUGAGUCCAAUGCAGUUUGUCAACGAACAACGACGCUUAGGAAAGCUCAUUCCUGGUAUUGGACAUAGAGUGAAAUCGGUAAGAAUUUUGAGCUUUUUGAAAUUUUGAAGUUAGUGAAGAAAAGUUUUCGAAAAUUGAAUAAACUACCUUUCUCAUACGCGAAACUUUUAGAUCAACAACCCCGACAAACGUGUAGAAAUCUUGAAGAAGUUCGCGUUGGACCGUAGCCGUUUCCACCAAGAAACCCCUCUUCUUGACUACGCUCUCAAAGUCGAAGCCAUCACUACCUCCAAGAAGCCCAACCUUAUCCUGAACGUUGAUGGAGCCAUCGGUGUCAUCUUUGUUGAUAUUCUCAGAUAUUCUGGAAUGUUUACAGCUCAAGAAGCCAACGAAACGAUUGAUAUUGGCGCUCUGAACGGAUUGUUCGUACUGGGUCGCUCUCUCGGAUUCAUCGGCCAUUACCUAGAUCAACGCCGCCUGAAGCAAGGCCUGUACCGUCACCCAUGGGACGACAUCAGCUACGUGCUCCCGGAAGACCACUCUUAA
Messenger RNA from Bursaphelenchus okinawaensis, 4163 nucleotides. Lineage: Eukaryota; Metazoa; Nematoda; Chromadorea; Rhabditida; Aphelenchoididae. The record is from the annotation of a GenBank genome assembly.